GUCGAGCUGCCGCUCCGCCACUGUCGCCGGCGUCCGUCACCGUCGCCGCAUCCAGCCGCUGCCCCGGAUUGAUAUCGCCGGCAGAUUAACCUCCACGCCGGAUUGAUUGGUCGAUUUUGUAUUUUGACUCAAUUUGACCCGUUCGUUUGAUUUCGUUGAUUUGUCUUCCGUUCGAGCUAUCGAUUCGAUUUCGGCGUAAUCCAGGUCCGUACUAUGAAGUUAAUAGCGUUUAGAAUAGAUUUAAUGAAUGAGUCAAGAAUCGGCCCAUGGUCAGUACGUUCCGGAGCCGGAGCACGUGAGCGUGCACACGGUGAACACCGAGGGUUCGAGUUUCACGCCUCCGGGUGACGGAGGGCAACAACAGAAUCAACCUGAGCCAGCGGGACAGCCACCAGCUGUACCACAGCCAGUCGUACCACCUCCAGUGAUGCCACCGUUGGUGAUGCCACAGGUGGCCUACGAGCAGAUGUUCCCGGCCAUGAUGGCCCAUUAUAUGCAGCACAUGGCGCAGCUUAUGCCCAUGUUCCAGCCACCGCCGCCACUACAGCCGCAGCCGCGCAUCGUUACCUUCAAGACAUUGAAGGAUAAUGGAGCGGAAGAGUUUCGAGGAGACAAGAUGGGGGAGCCCCAGAUUGCAUUGGAUUGGCUUGAGCAGAUGGACCGGGUACUCAAGAAUUUGAGAGUCCCUGAUGCAGAUCGCUCGGAGUUGGCAUCACAGAUGUUUCGGAAGGGAGCAUAUGAUUGGUGGAAGCGCAUUGACCAGGAUCCACACACGCCCAAGCCAUGGACCUAGGAUCGCUUUGAUCGAGCUUUCACGAAGGAGUACGUCCCCACCCGGUACCGCGAGGAGAGGCGCGAUGAGUUCGUUGCACUUAAGCAGGAGGGGAUGUAA
Molecule: messenger RNA, 892 nt
Organism: Cuscuta campestris
Lineage: Eukaryota; Viridiplantae; Streptophyta; Magnoliopsida; Solanales; Convolvulaceae
Source: the annotation of a GenBank genome assembly